Messenger RNA from Dreissena polymorpha, 1755 nucleotides. RefSeq names its product FMRFamide-activated amiloride-sensitive sodium channel-like. Gene Ontology annotation, molecular function: ligand-gated sodium channel activity. Gene Ontology annotation, cellular component: membrane. Bases 1 to 1755 code for a protein of 584 amino acids. Gene Ontology annotation, biological process: sodium ion transmembrane transport. The record is from RefSeq and is a predicted model, not a curated record. Lineage: Eukaryota; Metazoa; Mollusca; Bivalvia; Myida; Dreissenidae. The transcript has a single exon.
AUGCAACUAAUUACAAGAUAUAUUUCAUUAAGCCCGGGGCCAAGUCGGAAGAAGCAGAAGCAAGCCUCCGCCCUGAGAAUCAUGACCGAGCUUGGAUCCGAGAGUAGUGCUCACGGACUGGCAAAGAUUGCGUCUUCAGCGUCGAAAAAACGCAAGGUCAUUUGGUCGUUUCUGGUCAUACUAGGUUUCACUGCCGCUACCGUGCAACUGUCUUUCAUUGUCUCAAAGUUUCUGGCGUAUCAAGUGGUAGAGGUGUCUCAAAUGAAGGAAGGAAUGCCAGUAGAGUUUCCAUCAGUGACCUUGUGUAACAUAGCAACCGUCUCCUUGACUAAGAUCAAUGAACUUAUCAACCAAAAUGCCACGGACAUAAUGCCCUGGCUUACGUUUAUUAAGAACACAAACUUUGGAGACCAUGAUGAGCGUAUGGAUUCACACCAAGCCUUUUACGAGAACCUGCCAGAGGUUGCCCAAGCUAUUGGUCACAGUAUAGACAACUUUGUUAUCAGCUGCCGGUUCAACGCAAGGGAAUGUAGCGCGGCCAAUUUUAGUUUGUACUUUGAUGGCAAGAAUUACUACAACUGCUACACCUUCAAUAGCGGCUAUGAUGCGGUAGAGAAACAACCGAAAAAGGAAAAACUGCUUAUGCAUACCACCGGACCACAAAAUGGACUGUCUGUGAUAUUAUCGCUCGAAAAUGAUAAUCCACCGGCCGGCGCUUAUGGACUGUAUGAUGUGAAAAACCAUAUUGCCUUCAGUGGCGGGGUUCGAGCCCAUGUGCAUGCCCCUAACACUAUGCCUAGCCCAGCCGAUCACGGAUUCGAUGUUCCACCUGGUUAUUCAACCUCUGUAGGUCUCAACGCUAUACUGCAUUCUAGACUUCCCAAUCCUUAUGGCAAUUGUACGUGUAGCAACAUAGAAGGGGACCGUUCAUACUUGAACACAAUCUUCAGCUGCCUUCAGCUGUGCAAACAAAGAAUUUUGGUACAAAGGUGUGGGUGCAAAACAGCCGCCUUGCCAAUGUAUAAAGAAACAGAUCCAAAAAAGCAAAAUUUACCAUUUUGUGGGGCUAUUAAAAACUGGCGCAACACCGAAGCGUUCUUGAAAAACUCAAGUGUUGAACAGUAUACAAUGAAGUGCGAAGAGGAUUUGCUAAACUACCUGAACAAUGACAGAAGCUAUGAGAACACAUGCAACUGCUUUCAACCUUGUGAUGAAACCUCGUAUCAAAAACAUAUAUCUCAAUCGUACUGGCCCCUUGAAUUCUAUCAGUUAGACGCUUUGCGAAAUUUAUACCAAAACAUCACAAUCAGCUCGAUUCUCAUCAGAGAGGUAUCUGAAAAACUUAAUAAUCUACAAGCACGGUUUGAACAAUACAUGCAGGAAAAUAGAAAAGAAGAAUACAACCAGACUGAUCUCGACACGUUAAUAAGAGCAUCCACAAUCGUACGGCAAAAUUUAAUCCGAUUGAAUAUCUACCUAGAAGACCUGAGUGUUGUGGAAUUCAAGCAAAUGCCCGCGUAUGAGCUGGCAGAUUUGUUCGCGGACAUCGGAGGAACUCUUGGCCUCUGGAUGGGCAUUUCUGUGCUGACCAUUAUGGAGCUUGUGGAGCUGCUUAUUAGAGUCUCAAUGCUGCUGUGCGACUCCGAAUCCGGGUCUUUGAACGGUGCGAGUGCGGGCGACCCCCGAGAAGACCAAGAGUAUGCUGAGCUGAAUCCACACCAGCAUGUCAAACAAAAAGCACCGUUGCCAAUAUGA